CCAUUUUCUUUUUUCACAUAUAAAUACAUCUCUAUUAUUCAUCAUUCACCAUUCAUUCACCAACCACUCACCAAAUCAACAACUUUGAUCAAAUUCAACCAAUUUCAACAAUGGCUACCAAUAACAAAUCAAAUGGUUUUGAAGACUUGUUACCAGUCAUGGCUAACAAGUUAGGUGGUGAAGGUUUAAUAAAAGAGCUAUGUAAUGGGUUUGAAUUGUUGAUGGACAAAGACAAAGGUGUGAUUACUUUGGAUAGUUUAAGGAAAAAUGCUGCUCUUUUGGGUCUUCAAGAUAUGAAAGAAGAUGAACUUGUUAGUAUGAUGAAUGAAGGUGAUUUAGAUAGAGAUGGAGCAUUGACUCAAAUGGAGUUUUGUGUUUUGAUGUUUAGAUUGAGUCCUGAAUUGAUGGAAGAAUCUUGGUUUUGGCUUGAGGAAGCACUUCAACAUGAACUUGACAACAAUAAUAAUAAUAACUUUUCCUUUUAGUUUUGUUUUCCUAGGAACAACAAUUCAUGAUGUUUUCUUUUCUCUCUUUAUGUUGUUGUUACAAUUCUUCCUAUUGAAAAUAUUUGAUAUGAUUGAAAAAAUUUGGAUAUACUCUUUCCUAUGAACAUGUAUGUUGUUAUUUCAGAACCCUGUAAUGCAUGCAAUAGACAAACCAUAGUUUUAUAUCUCA
This is a messenger RNA of Trifolium pratense (red clover), 675 nucleotides long. Its product is annotated as calcium-binding protein PBP1-like. The transcript has a single exon. The record is from RefSeq and is a predicted model, not a curated record. Gene Ontology annotation, molecular function: calcium ion binding. Lineage: Eukaryota; Viridiplantae; Streptophyta; Magnoliopsida; Fabales; Fabaceae. Bases 111 to 485 code for a protein of 124 amino acids.